Messenger RNA from Trypanosoma cruzi, 968 nucleotides. RefSeq lists its product as uncharacterized. The transcript has a single exon. The annotation marks the transcript as partial. Lineage: Eukaryota; Euglenozoa; Kinetoplastea; Trypanosomatida; Trypanosomatidae. The record is from RefSeq and is a predicted model, not a curated record.
AUGAAUUUUGAGGAUCCCUUUGCAGAUGACUUGCAGUCCCUUGAUGCCGUUAUGGCGCAGCUUGCUGCUGAGCAGGGUCGUCGGUCACGUCCACCACCACCGGAGAGCGGGACUUCCCCCUUAUCCACAGCAAUAGCAGGCAAGUCAGCCGCAGGUCUUGAGGGCCGCACAGGCAGACGUGACGCCGUGUCCAUUAAAAGCCUGGGGAAACAGGUGCAGCCAAUAGCUGCAUUUGCAACAGCGACAAGGACACCAGCGUCCACAGCCGUAGGAAAGGAUGAGCCCGUGCCGUGGGAGAUGUAUGACAACCCUUCGACAACAGCACGCACACAUGCGUCUGCGACGACCUCGUGGGGGACGUCGCUCGUGGCACAUGUGGGUGGGAGAGACCGACACGACGCGGCUGUGGUUGGCCGGGGCGAUGGGGACGACGACAGUGACAAAGAAGAUCCACUUGCUUUUCUUGAGAGGGCCCCAUCUUUGGCAGCGCCGGUUGUUGAGCAGAGUCAGGCCACAAAGCCCGUCGGGGCUGACGCCGCCUCCUCUCCGCAGAGGCAUAUGGAGGACGAAGGGGCGAGAGGACAGGCAGAAAGACGUGAUUUACUUUCGUCGCUGGACGCCGUUGGAAUGGAGCUUGAUCAGAUUUAUAGCACGUUAGAUAGGCUGCAAAUACAGGCGGACACGGAGCUAACGGGAUUAGAGACGACGAUCAUAGAGAAACAGACAGAACUUGCCAUUGGAGAGGACCGCAUUGCCAGCGAGCGACGUCAAUACGAAUCUUACCACCAACGGCGUCUGAAGGAUAUAACGGAUCGCACCACAGAGUUGCUGCAACGGCAGGUGGAGGAGGUGACAUCAAUGGAGAAGGAGCAGUAUGAGGCCCAGUUACGUGCUCUCACGGCGGAAAUGGCGGAUGUCAAGAAUAGAAUAGAUCAGUGCUUCAGCAGCGAGAGUUACUGCUACAGCAA